This is a messenger RNA of Chrysoperla carnea, 1931 nucleotides long. RefSeq names its product peptidoglycan DL-endopeptidase CwlO. The coding region runs from base 161 to 1192 and encodes 343 amino acids. The record is from RefSeq and is a predicted model, not a curated record. The transcript has 2 exons. NCBI's taxonomy places the organism in Eukaryota, Metazoa, Arthropoda, Insecta, Neuroptera, Chrysopidae.
AACUCGAAAAUACUCAAUAAACUGAUUCUGUGGUUAGACCGAUCCAAUAAAAAGUGUGUAUAUUAUUCAAUUCUUCUUUUGUGUGAAUUAAUAAAUUAUAUUCAUUUUUUUAAAUUUAAUAAAUCAAAAAUUUAAUUAUUAAAAUUAAAGUGAAUUAAAAAUGUUUUCAAGUUUAACAGGUUCAUUCAAGAGCAUAGGCGCAAAGACUAGCGCACUUUUUGAACGCAAAAAGAAAGAAGUCGCUGAAAUUGUUGAAGAAAAGGAAAAAGAAUUAGUAAAAGCAAUCGAUGAAACAGUUAAGAAAACAGCUGAAGAAUUGGAAAAAGCAAAAUUAGAUGUUGAGAAAGUUGCAAUCGAAACCGGUACUGAAAUUAAGGAAACGACAUCUGCAGAAGUAGCCAAAGCCGGUUCAGAAAUUGAGAAAAAUUUACACGAAACUGCUAAAACACUUGAUAAUAAACUGAAAGAUACUGUGACUAAUGUUGAUAAUAAGCUGAAAGACACUGUAACCAAUGUUGAUAAUAAAUUUAAAGACACAGUGUCAACUGUCGACAAUAAAUUGAUAGAAACUGGUAAAGCAAUUGAUUCGAAAUUACAUGAAACUGAAGAAACUCUAAAGAAUACUGGAAAAGCUCUGGAUUCAAAACUAAAAGAAACUGAGAAACAUGUAGCGGAUAAAAUAGUUACAACUGCAAACACAAUUGAUACAAAAAUCGCUGAAACUAAGAAAACCGCAGCUGAUACAGUAAUUAACACAGGAAAGGCAAUUGAUUCAAAAAUCGCAGAAACUAAAAAAGCAGCAGCUGAUAAAGUAAUUAACACAGGAAAGGCAAUUGAUUCAAAAAUCGCAGAAACUAAAAAAACAGCAGCUGAUAAAGUAAUCAACACAGGAAAGGCAAUUGAUUCUAAAUUACAAGAAACAGAAAAAAAUCUUAAUGAUAAACUCGUGAAUACAGCUCAGACAAUUGAUAAUAAAACAGCUGAAAUUGGUAAAAAUAUUGAUAAUAGUUUGAAUAAAACCAAUCAAAAAGUUAAAGAAAUCGAUAAUGCAAUUAAUACGAAGAUUCAACAAGCGAAUAAAACGACACACGAUACCUUAAGCGAUUUGAAACAAGAAGUUGAUACCAACUUAAUAAAUACUUCAGAUAAGCUUGCCACAACAAUAGGUGCAUUAGAUGCACAUCUCAAAUAAAUGCGAGCUUUUAUAAAACGCUUUUGUUGAUAUGGAUGUCUGCUUUUUAUAUAAAUUUUUUAGUAUAUAGGAAAAUGAAACAUUUUUAUAAAGUGUUUUAAAAAUACGCUUAAGUCUCAAUCAAACAUCAAUAUUUUAGAGCCAUAUAUAAUUGCCGUUUUAUGCGAAGUUUUUGGCAGCAAUAUAUUUUAAUAUCGAAUAUUUUACGUUUGAACUUAACCAUGGACGAAUAAAAUUGAAUGUAUGCAUGCGGUAAGGUCAGGGAUGGCGAACCUUUCGGAAUUCUUAAUUAGGCCAUAGACGUGCCGUCAAAUAAUUUUGACUUCGCGAUUUUAGGGAUUCGCAAUUAAUUUUUUUUAAAUGAUAUUUCCUACACAAUAUAUCGAGCAAAAACAGCUAAACGUGGAGAUUUAUAGUAACGUAGUUUCUUCAAAAAUCUCCUUUUUGAAAGGUUUACUAUCUCGAGCAAUGACAUUUGCAGAUCGAGUAAUUUGCCGCGCUCGUAUGACAAUUACCAAAACAUUUAAUCAUAGACGUCGACUGUUUAUUUCUGUUUUCAUUGUACUUGUAACUAAUUGCUUUGGCUCUGAUUCGUUUUUUGACUAACAGAUUUUGAUUUUCUUUCCUCUGAAAGCAUGGGUGUUGACAAAGGGGGGUAGGUAGCUUAGUUCCUCCCCCUCCAAUUGCCCGAUUUCUUUAAAAAAGUAAAAUUCUACUGAAUUCAAAAUUUUAGUUAUCG